UCAGUCUGAGCUGCUGGCAAGGCAGGUAAUAGGAGAUUGUCCUGUCUUCCUGCUGCAGUUAUGGCGGCUCCGUUAGCUCAGUUCGAUGAGGACUGGCAGGACUUCUACGAAUUCAAGCCGGUCUCUGGUCCCCAAAACCGACUCGACCAAGUAAAUUCUAACGUAGGAGAAGCCCCAGGCCUCCUGGAGGAUUUUCCCGAGCUCGACAACAGCUUUGCCGGGGAGAUCGGCAGCUUCAAGUCCAUGGAGGACUUAGUCAACGACUUCGAUGAAAAAUUGACUGUGUGUUUUCGAAACUACAACACUAAGACCGAAAACAUAGCCCCAAUUAAACCAAUUACAGAGGAAAACAUCAUGAAGGACGACGAGAUUUGGAAUACCCUGACGGAUAAUUACGGCAAUGUGAUGCCCGUGGAUUGGAAAACUUCUCAUACCCGAUCCCUCCACCUACCGACAUUGAACCUGAUGGAGAAAGGGAAAAUUGACAGUGUAAAUCUUGACUUGUCGGAUGAUGAGGAGUUGAGGGAACAGCUGGACAUGCAUUCCAUCAUUGUCUCCUGUAUAAACGAUGAGCCGCUUUUCACUGCAGAACAGGUAAUUGAAGAAAUUGAGGAAAUGAUGCAGGAGUCUCCAGACCCAGAAGACGACGAGACGCCCUCACAGUCUGACAGACUGUCAUUGCUCUCUCAAGAGAUACAGACACUCAAGAGGUCCAGCACGAACAACAGUGCUGAAGAACGUGUGAAGCGGAUGUCUGUGGCAGAGCUAAACGAGCUGCUAGAGGAGAUUGAAACGGCCAUCAAGGACUACUCUGAGGAGCUGAUCCAGCAGCUGGCCCUGCGUGAUGAGCUGGAGUUUGAGAAGGAGGUCAAAAACAGCUUCAUCGAGGUGCUCAUCGAGGUGCAGAACAAACAGAAAGAGCAUCGCGAGAUGGUCAAGAAGAAGAAGAAACUGAAGAGCGGGAGCCCGCAGAAUGGCAAGCAGGAGAGAAGUCACAUGCCUGGAACUCGCUUCAGCAUGGAGGGAAUCUCAAAUGUCAUUCAGAAUGGCUUCCGCCAAACGUUUGGAAACUCAGGCGGGGAGAAACAGUAUUUGACUACAGUCAUUCCUUAUGAGAAAAAGGGAGGACCACUUUCUGUGGAAGAUCUUCAAAUCCUCACCAAAAUUCUUCAUGCCAUGAGAGAGGACAGUGAGAAAGUGCCAAGCUUACUGACGGACUACAUUCUAAAAGUUCUCUGUCCAACAUAAGGAUCUGGCCUCCGAGAAGAGCAUGGCAUUGGGCACUGGGAUGGAAUUGUUUUGUUUCCAUGACAACUAGAUGACUCAUUUCUCUGGUUCAUAGUGAAUGACUUUCUUCCCCAUCAGAGCUCUCGCUUAGCCUGGUGUUUACUUAGUUCCCAUUCAUUGUUGGAGUGUAGGUCUUUUAGCAUGGUAACAGACUUACCCUUUAUUUCCACAGACUCAGACUAAGUUAGCAAACCAUAUAUCUAGUUACUAUGCCAUAGUUGUUUGAAAGACUUCAGAGCAUAAAGAACAAAAAGAACAACUGUACAGUUUUAACAAGUAUUGUUUUUAGAAAUGUAAUGACUAUUUUUUACAGUGAAUAGAAGAUAGAGGUGUUCCUUUUCCUUUCUCUGUUGUGAAGGGGAGUCGUUAACUUUUAUGUGUAAUUAAAUUGUUAACCAACUUGCAUUUGAAAGUGGCCUUUCAGUUUUAAAGGGAGUUUAUUUCAGUUGUGGGAAAAAAAAAGGAUCCUAUUGUUUUUAAGCUGCACUGAAGACAUUUGAAAUUAUGAUGAAUUCUUCUAAAUUAUGCAAUCUAGUGAAAUUUCUAAUAUUUCAGUAUUAAUUACAAGCAGUGUUUCAAGAACGAUCCAAGCAUCUGCCAGUACUUGGUAAGGCUCUACUUUUGUGCAACACAGCAUUAUUGUUGGGCUCCAGAGAAAAGCAGGUCUGCAUUAUAUUUUACAAGUAGUCCUGUUUAACUACUUGUAAAAGAUAUUAUUUCAGAGUGUCCUUGGCGCUCCAAGGUUGGACAGAUUUAUUCUCGUUAAUAUGUCAUUUUUGGUUUUAGGUGGGAGCCUAAUUUUUUCUUAUAAAAAAAUAUGAAAAUAAAGAUAAUUUUAGAUUUUAUUUUAUUAACAUUCAUAUGCUUUUGCAUCUUUGGUGUCUCUCUUGAGUGGCAGCUAAAUUAAAUUUUGAGGAAGGGGGUGGGAGGUAGUAUAUCAAAGAUUACAAAUUUAAAUCCCCUUAUAUAUUUGCUUUUUAAUUCUGCCAAUGGGCAAAUGGGCAACCAAAGUCAAGUUCCUCUCAUUUGCCAGUUUAAUUAAGCAACUACUAUAGGCCACAUUGAGUGUAAAGGAGAAGUCUUCUGAUUGGGUAAAACCUGAAACUGUUUUUAUACUAGCAAGCUCUAUAAAUGAAAUUGAUUCAUCCUCUAGUUACAGCUAUUAUGUGGCUUGUGCUUUAGAUAAUCAUAUAAUGGAUUUUAAUAUAAUCAUGAUGUAACACUAAUGAUCUUUUAGGUAGAGAUGACAAACCCCUGAACUAUGAAUCUAUUUGGCCUAUUAAGUCUGUUUUAUUGCAUAUGUUUUGUUAUGACUGUCAGGUUUUAAAAAGUGUGACCAGCCUUGGAUACUUCUUGUAACACCUCUGGGUGGGGAUUUAAAACUCACUUCUGCUAUAUUAGAAGGGUAACAUUCUGCCAGGACAACAAAAGUAUCAGAUAUGAGUAUAUAGACCAGGGCAGGUUCUCCUGAAAGGUAAGAAGAGACUGCUCUUCAGAUAUUUUAAAAUAAUAAAUUAAACCUCUUUGACAAACAGCUAUUACAAAGCAGAGGUGAUGACUAGUAUUCUGAAUUCUUAUUGCCUGACUGUAGGCAAAAGGACAAGCAUUUCCUAACAAUUAUUGGAAGUAUUUUUUUAGUAAGAGAGAUUUUACAUUUUAAUAAAGUAAAAAGCCUUUAAUAAUUACAAUGUCAGUUUCAGUUGUAAUUGAAUAUUGUCUGUUGUGUAUACAGUAUGUAACUAAUGUCUAAUAUAAUACUUUAUGCCAAUUGGACAGUUUAGUGGUUAAUUGUUUUAUUUUUUGAUCUUAUGGAUGUGAUUAUGGAGUUUUAUAGGUUUAACUCUUUGCAGUUCGUUUAUUCAGCGUUUG
Polyodon spathula (Mississippi paddlefish) is the source of this 3156-nucleotide messenger RNA. RefSeq names its product fasciculation and elongation protein zeta-2-like. Bases 61 to 1248 code for a protein of 395 amino acids. Lineage: Eukaryota; Metazoa; Chordata; Actinopteri; Acipenseriformes; Polyodontidae. The record is from RefSeq and is a predicted model, not a curated record. The transcript is spliced from 9 exons. Gene Ontology annotation, cellular component: cytoplasm; axon.